AUGCCAAUAUUUGCUAUAAGGAAAAAGGACAAGACGCAGUGGCGGUUGCUGCACGACCUCAGGAAGGUAAACAAUCAAAUGGAAAUAAUGGGAGCUCUGCAGCCCAGACUCCCUGUAUUGUCCUUGAUCCCGGAGGGGUGGGCCAUAGUGGUUAUCGAUAUCAAGGACUGUUUCUUUAGCAUACCCUUAAGUGAUGAGGACUCCAAGCGCUUUGCAUUUACCCUGCCAGCUAUUAACAAGGGGCAACCAGCCACGCGAUGGCAGUGGGUGGUGCUUCCUCAAGGCAUGGCCAAUUCGCCCACCUUGUGCCAAAUGUAUAUGGCAGAGGCCUUGAACCCAGUAAGGGAUAGGUAUCCUGAGGCGGUUCUCUUGCAUUACCUGGAUGACAUUUUAAUUGCUGAUCAAACACCUGAGAGAGCCGAGAAUUUGAGGCUAAUAGUUACCGCCAGCCUUGAAAAACGGGGCUUGAGAAUAGCAGAACAGAAAAUACAGAGAGGCUCUAGCAUUAAAUAUUUGGGAUCUGUGAUCUUGCCUACUGGGAUUCAAGCACAACUCAUCACCCUGUCUGCCGAGAUCACGAAUCUCCAUGAGGCGCAGAAGUUAGUGGGAGCCCUCCAGUGGCUCAGGCAAUUCGCUCCUGUCACUACAGAGGAGAUGCACCCCUUUUACUAG
Tinamus guttatus (white-throated tinamou) is the source of this 672-nucleotide messenger RNA. Lineage: Eukaryota; Metazoa; Chordata; Aves; Tinamiformes; Tinamidae. The record is from RefSeq and is a predicted model, not a curated record.